This is a messenger RNA of Vitis vinifera (wine grape), 2817 nucleotides long. Its product is annotated as probable plastidic glucose transporter 2. The record is from RefSeq and is a predicted model, not a curated record. Lineage: Eukaryota; Viridiplantae; Streptophyta; Magnoliopsida; Vitales; Vitaceae. Gene Ontology annotation, cellular component: membrane. Gene Ontology annotation, molecular function: hexose transmembrane transporter activity. Bases 918 to 2384 code for a protein of 488 amino acids. The transcript has 15 exons. Gene Ontology annotation, biological process: monosaccharide transmembrane transport.
UGAUUAUAUUUUGGAGAAAGGAUCAAACAAUUAGCCUGUUUCUUUCUUCUUUAUGGGUCUUCCCUCUCGGUAGAGUGCAUUGUGGCCCUUCUGGUCUCACUCCAUGUGAAACACAACACCACCAGGCGCAUAUUAGCAAUUUAGCACCAACCUUCAUUCUCUUCUCAUUCUUCUAUAUAAAGCUGCUGGUUUAUAGUUUCGGAGUCGGUUCACAGGACUCGGAAGUCAUCGUCACCGCGACUCACUGGUGCGCACGUGCUCUAAAGCUCGCUCACAGCUUUCGUGGAAGUGCCUUAGAUCCGCUCUUCCUCGCUGUUUGAUGAACCCUCAAUAAAGAGAAACCGAAUCAAGCACUAAAACUGAUCUGCCACGGUUUAUCGACCAAACACGCCAGGCAGUUUUUUCGUUCAUCGCUUCACCCUUGACAUUUAACAAGACACUGAAGUAUCCAAAUCUGUUUUCAGAUUUUGUGAGGUUAGCUGAAAAUGACUACUAAGUUUGAUUCCUGAAAACAUCAAGGAAAGCAAAGGAGUAGAAAAGAAAACAAGAAAAAUGUGAUUUAUGUUGUUCAACUUUGCGGAAACGGAAAAACUUAUCGCAAUUGAGUUAUAUAGUUCUAUUAAGAUCUGUUUCUCUGAGGUUUUUUUUUUUCCACUUUUUCUGAGCAACGAACUUAGCUUAGUUGUCCGGUUUCUAAAAAAGCACAAGAAUUUAUCAUGUGAUUAUUAAUAGGUUCAGUUUGGAUUGGUUGUUGUUAAUUUUGUUUGAAUUAAUGGGAUAACAUGGAAAUUGAAAGCCUAAUGUUAUGGUGAAAGGCAUUGACGUGCCCUUGUAAUUGUUGGCGUUUAAUGUGGUGCAACAUUGAUUCCAGAGAUCUCCGAAUUAGGAAAUUGGAGGAAGGCUAGUCACAAUUGGGCAUGUGGGGACGUCAAGGUGAAGCUUCCGUGACAUACAAGCGUGUGUCAUCAAGAGAUAAUACGAAAGUUGACAUGGAGGAAAGUUCAGCUCUUUUCCAGAACGGUAUGGGGCAAGAAAUCACAAAUCCUUCAUGGAAGCUCUCACUCCCGCACAUAAUUGUGGCAACCAUAUCUUCAUUCUUGUUCGGUUACCAUCUUGGGGUAGUGAAUGAACCCCUUGAAACAAUUGCUUUAGAUCUUGGUUUUAGUGGGAAUACUUUGGCAGAAGGUCUGGUGGUUAGCACGUGCCUGGGUGGUGCGUUUAUCGGUUCUCUAUUUAGUGGUUGGAUUGCAGAUGGGAUAGGGCGUCGAAGGGCUUUUCAAUUAUGUGCUCUGCCUAUGAUUAUUGGUGCUUCUGUGAGUGCAACAACCAAAAGUUUGGAAGGUAUGCUCAUAGGAAGGUUUCUAGUUGGAACUGGAAUGGGUGUGGGCCCCCCUGUAGCUUCUCUCUAUGUGACAGAGGUUUCUCCUGCAUUUGUAAGGGGUACUUAUGGCAGCUUCAUUCAGCUUGCUACGUGCCUUGGCCUCAUGGGGGCUCUGUUUAUUGGAAUCCCUGUCAAGGCAAUUAUUGGAUGGUGGCGCAUUUGUUUUUGGAUAGCUACAGUUCCAGCUGGAAUACUUGCUUUUGCCAUGAUGUUCUGUGCAGAGAGUCCACACUGGCUAUACAAGAAAGGAAGAAUUGCUGAAGCUGAAGCUGAAUUUGAGAAGCUUUUAGGAGGAUCACAUGUCAAAUUUGCAAUGGCAGACUUGCACAAAUCUGACAGAGGAGAUGAGACAGAUGCUGUGAAGCUCUCAGAAUUGCUUUAUGGGCGUCAUUUCAGAGUUGUUUUUAUUGGAUCAACCCUAUUUGCUUUACAACAGCUAUCUGGUAUAAACGCUGUUUUUUAUUUCUCUUCCACUGUAUUUAAAAGCGCGGGAGUGCCAUCGGACCUCGCAAAUGUGUUUGUGGGAAUUGCAAAUUUGUCAGGAUCUAUUACUGCAAUGAUUUUGAUGGAUAAACUAGGGAGGAAGGCCCUCCUUGUUUGGAGCUUCUUUGGCAUGGCAGUAGCAAUGUCUGUACAAGUAGCUGGUGCGAGUUCUUUUAUAUCAGGAUCUGGAGCUGUGUUCCUAUCUGUCAGUGGCAUGCUUCUGUUUGUCUUAACAUUUGCUCUGGGGGCUGGCCCAGUUCCAGGUCUUCUCCUACCAGAAAUUUUCCCAAACCGAAUAAGGGCAAAAGCUAUGGCAGUCUGUAUGUCUGUGCAUUGGGUGAUAAAUUUCUUUGUGGGCUUGCUCUUCCUGCCUUUGCUGGAGCAACUUGGACCACAGCUCUUGUACUCUAUGUUUUGUACCUUUUGCUUGAUGGCAGUGGUUUUUGUGAAGAGAAAUGUGGUGGAAACCAAAGGGAGAUCACUCCAAGAAAUAGAGAUAGCACUUCUUCCACAAGAAUAAAGGCAUUCUUUUCCUGGGAGAGUGGAAAUUAGGGCAAGGCAAGGUAAAGACUUCAUCCAGCUUAGCAUCAGGGCCAGUGCUUUGGUAGGAAAUUGUACUAGAUGGAGGCAUAUCUUGUCAGGUUUUGACUCGUUGAGGCCUAUGUAUAUUCUCGGCGGGAAGAUUUUCCUCCUCUUCAAUCUGAGCAAGUGUUACGGAUCCAAAUAACUUUAUAGUGGUUUUCCUAGCAUGUUUUUCAUGUGUAUCAUUUCCUUAUCACGUAAUGUUGACAAACAUUUCAUUAUACCUUUCCUCGUCCUUUGUAUCCAUGUGCUUGAACGGUUAAUAAAAGAUGAGCCUCCGGCUAGCCAGUUUACAAUGGCCUAUGAUUUGUGAUAACGACCGUCUGUUGUGAACUGGUCAUGGUGGAGGCUUGCUGGCUUUCUUUUAUUUA